GGGAGUGGCUCGGGCGCUAGCGGCACUUGGGCCCUUCUACACAGAUGCUCAAGGCCUGCCGGGCGGCGGUCUGCCCCCCGGCGGCGAGCCCGGCCCCCACUCCGGCGCGCUGGGCUACAUGGAGGAGGCGGGCUGCCUGCUGGCCUCCGCCGCCUGCCUGGCGCAGCAGGGGCAGCUGGGCAACGCAAACCAGCUGCUCUCCCGCGCCCUGAAGACCUCCCACCGGCGGCUGGGUCACACGCAGCUGGUGUGUGCGGUGCUGGGCGAGCUGGCACCCACCUUCCUGGCGCAGCGGGACGCGCACCCGGCGCUGGAGGCGCUCACCUCCGCAGCGACUUUCAGCAGGACGGCAGGUGACCUGUGGGCGGAGGCGGCGGCCAAGCGCAAGCUGGCAACCAUCUUCACGCAGCAGGCAGACGGCAAGAAGGCGGCGGAAGCGGCGGCGUCGGCGGGGCGGCGGGAGCAACGCAUCGCGGCGGCGACGGCGGCGGCGCUUGCGGAUAGCGGGCGGCAUGGGUACGCGGCGGGAUGGGGCCUGCGGACUGUCGGCUAGGUGUCAGCUUGACACGCAUCUACACAACGUGUUUAGGGGCUGGAGAGGUGUUGGGAAAUGGCUGGGGGUUGUCGCGCCCAUGGGAGGAUGUGGAGGAGUGGCUACUCUCCAUUUGAGGGCUGCGGGACUUGUCGAGUUGUGGCAGCGGGUGCUUGCAGGGCGACGUGAGGGGGGAGAUUGAGCAGGAGGUCGGCGCAUGCGCAUGAAUACCGAUAGAGAAGAGAUGUCACCAUAUGUAUAGACCUGUCGUAUUUUGUGUGCCCAUGUGCGUACAGCAUACUCGACGUAGUAAACUAUUACCGCCGACCGGUAAUUGUGUGGCGUGUGUGUUUUGGUUGUUGGACAUUAGCGAUUGACGUGUUGACGUGUUCGGUUUGUCGAGAAGAGUUGCAAUUGCUGACACAUCUGAAGAGCGACUUGAAGGGGGCAGUGUGGGUUUGACGAGUGAGGAUGAGCUGUGUUGGGGGCGACCUCAGAAGGUGUGUGCGUUGCGUCGACAGGUGCUUCAAGUAGCGUAGUAUAUAGCGU
Messenger RNA from Astrephomene gubernaculifera, 1081 nucleotides. The record is from the annotation of a GenBank genome assembly. NCBI's taxonomy places the organism in Eukaryota, Viridiplantae, Chlorophyta, Chlorophyceae, Chlamydomonadales, Astrephomenaceae.